AUUCCAGCGAAAUUAAAUCAAUCCAACCCACUUUGGCGGAAACGUUUGAGAACCAACUGAUCACAACGUCCUACAGAUCUCAUUCGCACGUGCUAUUCUCUCCGUCGCUGGAAGACUAGUAUAUCGGAUCACCAAAAAUGGCGGAUACGACAUCGCCGCCCAAGCCCGUCCAUACCAUCGUCCUCGAUGCUGGCCCUAUCCUGAAGAAUACCCCGCCGUUAUCCACCCUUCUCGCACAAUGCGAGGAACUUCUUAUCACUCCAUCGGUGGUCAGUGAAAUUCGCGAUCCCGAUGCCCGACUCAGAGUUGAGACUAUGUAUCUGCCAUUCUUAAAACAGCGGACUCCGACCCCGAAGAGUGUUAGUGUAUUGAGCGAAUUCGCCAAGAAGACUGGCGAUAGGGCCGUUCUGAGUAGAACUGAUAUUGAAGUUUUGGCGCUUGCAUAUGAAGUAGAGUGUGAAAGGAACGGUGGCGAUUGGCGGCUGCGCAGCGUCCCGGGACAGAAACAGGUGAAUGGCAGGCCACCCGUUAAGGAGGAGGCAAAAAAGCCCGAGACAGCAGAUGAGUCUAGCCAGAUCGAGGAGAAGACCGAAAGUCCCGAGGUUGAUGCGGUUGCGGAAGGCCUGAAGGACACGGCUCUAGAGAAACCGGAAGAGAAGUCACAGGAUGAAGCCGCUGCUGCGGAAGAAACCAAGCCAGCCGAACAAUCAACCCAUGAAGAGCCCCAGGAAGAGGACGACGAAGCCGCUGACUCGGAUGGCGGAGAAUGGAUCACCCCUUCAAACCUGAAGAAGAAACAAGCCCGCGAUGAGGGUAUCUCUGCGUCGGCGACACCGGAGCCCAAGGUCAUGCAAGUCGCGACGAUGACGACCGAUUUUGCCUGUCAAAACGUGUUACUCCAGAUGAACCUGAACCUACUUUCGACGACAACCUUACAGAGAAUUCGCCAUCUAAAGUCCUUCAUUAAACGCUGUCACGCUUGUUUCUUCACGACUAAGGACAUGAACAAGCAAUUCUGCCCACGGUGCGGAAAAGACACCCUUACUCGUGUCUCUUGCACCACCGAUGCCAAUGGGCAGUUCAAGAUGCACCUGAAGAAAAACAUGCAAUGGAACAACCGAGGAAAUGUAUUCAGUAUUCCCAAGCCCACCCACGGAAGCUCUAAUGGAAAGUGGAAAGGAGGCGGAGGUAAAGGUGGCUGGGGAACCGAACUCAUUCUCGCCGAAGACCAAAAAGAAUAUGUCAGAGCUACCGCCGAAGAAAGCCGACGACUUCGGAAGGAACGGGACCUUAUGGAUGAGGACUAUCUCCCCGGAAUUCUGACCGGAGAGCGAAGCAAGCAUGGUGGUCGGGUCAAAGUUGGCGCUGGUAAGAAUGUGAAUUCAAGGAAGCGGUAAUUAUUCCACGCUGCACUUUUCGCAUGGAUAUUGGAUUGGAGUUCGGCAAAAACAAAAAUUCUACGAUUACUUGUCUUUUCCUCCGCUGCAUGGGUUAUGACGGUGGCCGAUUCGUGACGGUUCAUAGAGAGCAUAGGGCAUAUAUAAGGGUAUAGAUAAAAGUUGUCCUCUCUAUACGAGAGGCUGGACUAUUAUGACCGAGUAUGAGCAUUACUUUUGUGGAAUCCCUCAUGCAAGUGGUAGGCAUUAAAGAGGCCCCCCGAAAACGUC
Messenger RNA from Aspergillus pseudotamarii, 1667 nucleotides. RefSeq names its product rRNA-binding endoribonuclease. NCBI's taxonomy places the organism in Eukaryota, Fungi, Ascomycota, Eurotiomycetes, Eurotiales, Aspergillaceae. Gene Ontology annotation, cellular component: preribosome, small subunit precursor. The transcript is spliced from 2 exons. The record is from RefSeq and is a predicted model, not a curated record. Gene Ontology annotation, molecular function: RNA endonuclease activity. Gene Ontology annotation, biological process: ribosomal small subunit biogenesis; maturation of SSU-rRNA. Bases 138 to 1397 code for a protein of 419 amino acids.